This is a messenger RNA of Astyanax mexicanus (Mexican tetra), 5001 nucleotides long. It is a transcript of the gene uacaa, whose product is annotated as uveal autoantigen with coiled-coil domains and ankyrin repeats a. The record is from RefSeq and is a predicted model, not a curated record. The coding region runs from base 353 to 2941 and encodes 862 amino acids. NCBI's taxonomy places the organism in Eukaryota, Metazoa, Chordata, Actinopteri, Characiformes, Acestrorhamphidae. The transcript is spliced from 17 exons. Gene Ontology annotation, molecular function: actin binding.
CAAAACAAACACUCAGCCCAUUGUGUGUGAGUGUGUGUGGGGUAGGGUGUGUGUAUGAGUGUGUGUGAGUAAGUGAGUGUGUGUGUGAUUCAGAAUCCACUGGUUAAAUCAUGUGAAUCGGAUUUUUCUCCUCAGCUCGACCUUCGUACCGGGACUUUAACCGCAGGGCAGCGCGGGGCCGGGCCCCGGCUCCCCCGGAUGAGCGUCGUGUUCCGCGGGGUUGUGGUUUGCGGGUAGCGGCGGCUGAAUGGCGGAGCGAAGUUUCACAGGAAAACUUUAACAGAAACUCGGGCUCGGCUCUUCCUCUCAGCGAACCGGAGGAGCAAAGCGGCGCUUUUCCGUCUCUGCGACGAUGAAGAGUUUAAAACAGCGCCUGAAGAAACACGAACUGUCUCCCAGUAGCUCAGAGUGGAGCAAGUAUGACGAGCGUCUGCUGAGAGCAGUGGAGAACGGUGACAUAGACAGAGUUACCGCCACGCUCAAAAAAGGAGCCAUCCCCACCAGACUUGAUGCUGAAGGCUGCUCUGCACUUCACCUAGCUGCCAGCAAGGGUCUAAUAAAUAGCCUCAACGUUUUCCUUGGCCAUGGGGUGAACCUGCACGCAACAGAUGCUUCUGGUAAAACAGCGCUGCAUCUUUCUUCGGGAGGUGGACAUUCAGCGUGUGUGCAGAGACUCCUGCAGUGUAAAAGUCCUGUUGAUAGCACUGAUCUGCAGGGAAGAACAGCUCUGCAUGAUGCAGCAUAUUCAGGUCGGAAUACCAUAAUCAAAAUGCUGUGCGACAGUGGAGCGUCUGUCAGUGCUGUUGACACAGAUGGCCGGUCUCCAUUGUUGCUCGCAGCACAGAUGUCUCAUCCUCGAGCUUGCCAGCAGCUGCUACUCUGUGGGGCAUCAACCAAUCUCCGAGACAAACAAAACAAGACAGCACUGAUCCUGGCCUGUGAGCACCCCUGUCGUGAAGUAGUGGAGGUCUUACUGAAGAACAAGGCAGAUGUUACAGCUGUAGACCUCUACAAUCAUGACCCUCUACACUACGCCCGACUAAGUAAUGACCAGGUCCUGAUUACAAUGGUCCAACAAAUCUUGGAGGCAGCUAGCAAAGCUCAAGAGGCUGCCAAGACUGCACAGAAACUACAGCAGCAGAGGUCAAUGAAUGCUGAAGCUCAAGCUCAUAUGAUGAGGAAGCUGCCCGCACAUGCACCAGUUAAAGUCCCAUCAUCUGGCAUCAGCUGGUCCAGCACAGGAGUUCCUCCACAAAAACUGGAGAAGGUUCCAGCACAGCAGCAUUCUAGAGAACACAGCAGCCGUUCUCCAGAUGGAAAAGAUGAGCCACAGGCUCCUUUGGAAUCUGCACAGGUUAGGCACUUUAGCCCUCAUUCAGCAUCUCCUGCAUCAGUCGUUUUACCUCCCAGACCAGUGGAGGUGAGGGCUGGUGAGGUGAAGGUUCUGAGGAGGGAGCUGUGGCAGGCUAGACGAAGGCUGGAGGCAGCUGAGGAGGAGGUGCUGAGACUGGAUGCGACACUGGCUCUGCGUGCACGUGAGUACGAGGACCUGCGGAGGAACAGCGAGCGUGCCCUGCAGGAGGCGCAUGGCCGGUCCUGGGAGCUGGAGGAGGCGCUUGCGGAGGUGCAGCGCAGGAUGGCUGGUUCGGAAGCCAGGGUGCGGCAGAUGCAGGCCCACUUGGUGACUGUGCGCGAGAACCUGGUGGAGGAGCUAAGAGUGCAGCUUCACGAUGCCCGUACGCACAGGGAGGCGGCAGUGGCCGAACUGGAGAGAACACGGGAGGAACUCGGGCACCACCAGAGGGAGGUAGAGGAGCAGAAGGAACGGAGUGGAGCACUUCUACAGGAGGUUCAAAGACUCACUGAGGAACUGCUAAGCAAAGAUGAGCAUACAAAAGCCCUCAAGGCGAGCUUGGCGAAUUUGGAAGCUCGGAAAGCACAAAUGGCAUGCAAGCACAUUCAGACUCCCUCGGAAUGGCAGCUAAAGUCUUCAAAGACCACAAUGACAGAUAUUACCAGUGAGAUUCUUCAACAAGAAAUGGACAAAAAUAACUACAUCAGCAGAGAUGAGCAUACAAAAGCACUGAAAUCUACUUUGGCUGCUGCAGAAGCUAAAAGAACAGAAAUGGCUUGUAAAAAUGUCCAGACCCCUUCAGAAUGGCAGUCAGUAUCUUCAAAGGCCACCAUGACAGACAUCACUGGUAAUAUCCUUCAGCAGGAGAUGGGCAAAAAUAACUACAUCAGUAUAGAAGAACACAAUGCCAUGAGGAGCUCCCUCAGUGCUGUGCUCCAGCAAGCAGAAAGUCGAGCUCAGGAGGCUCAGCAGAGGCAACAACAGGCCGAACAGGAGAACCUAGGCCUUCUUGCAGAGCUUCAGGAGCAAAAGACAGAGCUGGACACUCUCCAGGAAGCCCUACAGGCAAGGUUUGUGCCUGUAGCACUGCUGGAGGAGAAGGAGAGGGAGCUGUCCCUGCUCAGGCUAACCCUGAAAGAGAUGGAGAAGAGCAAGGACAAGAAACAGAACUUUGGGAAAACUCAUAAGAAGCUAGAGGACACCAGGAAUCCCACCACUGUUAAAUCUCAGAAUCAGCAAGUGUCUCCGAACAGAAGAGAAUCGUCUCUUAGUGGAACUCCGGAAGAAACCUCCGAAGGACAGCAAAAGGAAGCAGAGUCUGCUGUGGAAGCAGAGACCCAGAGGGAAAGUCAGGUCAGCUCAUCAGCAUCCAGCCGCCCCUGCAGACUCCAGCAAUCAGAGAGCAGCACCCUGCAGGCACACAUUAAUAGCCUGCAGCAGCAGCUAGAGGACUCUGAAAGGCGGUAUAGACGAGUUCUCGAUAUGUACCGUACACGUCUUCUGAAUGCUGCACAGGGUUACAUGGAUGAGGAGGCCAGGAUGGCACUGCUUCAGAUUGCCCAGAUGAGACAGGAGUGUGUGUAUUGAUCAUCACGUGUGGACACGCCUGUCUGAAUAUGCGUUUCUGUGUGCACUAAUACACGUGAGCACUGAUUAAGUCCUGUGGAGUACGUUUACGUUUAAAGGCACAUCUGGAACAUCAGUGAACAACGAUGAUCCAUGUAAUUUAGAUCGCUGUUGGAUUUAGUCAUGAGUCAUUAAUUAAGAGAAACAUUUAGAUUAGAUUUGUAUUGUAAAUUUGUUUUUUUACAGUCUGUACAUUUCAUACAUACAUGCCUCACUAAUGCGUUUUUAUGUACCUGGUGUCCAAUUAAUUAAUCCAAUUAAUGAUUGAACUAAUCAUAUUAUAUACAGUAUAAUACAAUACUGUAUGUAUUUUACUGUAUGUAUAAAGUUUGUAUGUAAGUAUAAUGAUGUGUAUGAGUAGUUACUCUACAACUAAUACAACAAAUAUAAAAAAAAGGAUUUAAAAUAUGUUCCCUUUUGAUGAUUUUCUUCAAAGCAAAGCCAAGUCCACAGUUAAUAUGUGAACCGUAUGUCAUUUCCAUCACACUGACAGACCUUUGGGGAAUUCGUCAGAUCCAGUCACGGUGUUUGAGUCAGGUUUCUUAAUCAUAGGUUUGUUUGAUGUGUUUCGUCAUGCUGCUGCUGGACAUGCUGAAGGAACUGGACUGCCCUCUUGUGGCUCGUGCUACAAACCUGUUUACCUUUUAGUAAGGAGGGAAGUUUUUACAUUCCUGUAAUAAAUAUCAUGUUUUAGUUUGAUGUCAAACCCACCUUUAUACAUCAGUACAAUCUGGAGGGUCUAGCUUUAAAGUGGCGUGUAGUCUGGAGAUGCUCAACAUUUUUGUAAUAUGUAUUUUUUCAAGAGUAAUGGACUCCUGUAAGAAGGAUAACAGUGUUUUUGCACAGUCAGUUAAAUUUACUCCCUUGACCGCCCCCCUCACCCCAGUAAUAAAAAGAAAAAAGUUUGUAUGGUGUCUUUUCCAGCUCUCUUGUGGUUAACCCUCUUAGACGUUCUCCAGAACCUCUCCCCAUAUGGUGUUCAUUUAAAGUGUAACCAGAGAAAUGAUGCUUGUAGCCUCGCACUCACCUUGGCGCAGUCAUUCAUCUGCACUUUUAUUUCUGUUAAUAAGAUUUAUUUUCUACACCGGCCUGGGGUAGCACUAAGCUCUGCGCCUACUCUCACACCUGUGUGUGUUUUCCAUUCCGCAGCUGAAUGGAGUUAUUGUGGCCAAUGUGGUUUGAUUCAUUUUCUUGGACGGGGCUUCCGCACUGUAGCUACACUCUGUGAAAGCAUGUGAUAUUCAGAAGAAGCGUUUGGCAGGGGGAGUGUGUUUUAUUUUACUGAAGGCUGGAGAUUUUCUGCAGGAAAAAGAAACUUAAUACGCCAUUUAACUUUGAAGCCAAGCCAACCACAUUCCCCCCUCCUCCACCCCUUCACCUCAAUUUGUUCAGUUGAGACCCACUUCCAUGCUCCAGCCAUUAUUUAGAGUCCUGGUUCAAAUUUAAAAGGAGAGCAAACCACAACAUGGGUUUCGAGUUUAGUUCUUUGUGGUCUGAUCUGUCUAAGCUGUUCUCAGUAAUUAUGGUGAACGCCUUUUCAGCGUGCCUGGAGAUUUGCCUUUAAUCAGAUUUCCAGUGCAGUAACCAGAACCACAUGGCUGAUUUUGGUUUGGUUUUGCUCAGUGUGCUUAAAGAUCACAACGUGGCACUUAACAGCCCCCUAACAAGUGCUGGCUGUAAGUAGCUCCGCCUUUUCUUCAGCGGAUUUUGAAGGGUUGGGACUUCACUCUGUGCUGUUCCUCUCCGGCUUUCUCCACUCAGAACUCUUUAAAGUAGUGAAUUUUCCCCUCUAACUCGAAACACAUGAGAUAUACAUGCCUGUGCCAUUCCAGAUCCGUCUUGUUUUACUUUGAGAAAUUUGAGGACAAAGUUGUUUUUUCCUGCUCCGAUUAUGAAAUCAGUGGGAUUAUUGUUUUCCCCAGAUUGUUUUGCAUUUCUAGGUAUUAGCAUGGUCUAUCAACUUAAAGGAAUAGUUUGGCUUUAAAUCAUAUCUUCUCAAUUUUCUCUCACCCCAGUCUAGG